Messenger RNA from Mercenaria mercenaria, 5306 nucleotides. RefSeq lists its product as uncharacterized. The transcript is spliced from 6 exons. Bases 94 to 4554 code for a protein of 1486 amino acids. Lineage: Eukaryota; Metazoa; Mollusca; Bivalvia; Venerida; Veneridae. The record is from RefSeq and is a predicted model, not a curated record.
CCUUGCACGCCUUAGACGCAUGCGCCAAUUACUUAUGCUUUGAUCAAAAUGCCUGAAAUGAGCCCAGGGAAAAUUUGAAAGAUUUAAGGAAGCAUGGCUGACGCAGCGCACCAGUCUCAGCUGAAAAACAGCAAGUACAAAAACUGGAUCAAGGCCGGUCUUGGUUUAAAGUAUGUUAAUGAAGGCCUGAAACCGUUCUGUGACGAUUUGAUUAGUCAACAGCACAUCGAUAUUUUAAAUAAGCUUAAACAGAGGCACAAUGUGACAAUUGUGAAAUGUGGUACAUGUCAAUGGCAAACCUUGCAGCCUGAUCAUGUCCAAACUAAAUCUAAACAGUGCCCUCUUGGUCAGGUUAAUUGUAACUGCCGACAUCCAGGCGGAAAAGUCGCUUGCCCAAACAACGUGUGUGGUGCCAUUUACGAUGAAAUAAUCAAAUUGCAUGCAUCAACGCCUCCAGCUCCCUACUGGAAGAAUACUGAUGCACAGCACUGGUGUACAGAUCAAUGGUCUAUCGCCAAAUGCUUUAUCAACGCCCCUGGGUACGCACAAAAGUUGCCGCCAGAGAUUGAUAGUUCAGGUUUACUGCAUAUUAUUAUAAACAACAAAGGUCUACACAGCCACAUCCAGUGUGUGUUAUCUGGCAAUGACGUCUUUUCUAAGGUACGUGAAUGUAGAAACACUCUGUUUCAUUGCAACGCUAUGGAAGUUGAAGACAGUGACAUGAACAUGUAUUUAGAUGAUAUGAUUGCUGUGCUUCAAGACGGAAAGGAACUCAUCAAAAGACAUGAAGCACAGGCCGGCGUCCAGAAAUUACUGGAGCUUAAAGGAAAAGAUUUUGUAAUUACAUCAACGGACGAAGAUGAAGUGAAAUCUGACAUGGCAACACUAAGUAAAAUGGAACAAGAACUUAAACUUAAACUAGAGACGGCAAAAAACGAAUUAGACUUAAAGGGAAGUGCAUUGGAAAAGAGGAUUGACCAGAGACUAAAGGAAGUGGAAAAUACGCUUGUCCGAAAAGAAAUUACUUUGGACAAUAAGUUUGAUGAAAAAGUAGUCAAUAUAGAAAAAAAUCUUGAACAAAAAGAGAAACAAACUGAAAUGAAACUUGAACAAAAAGGAAAUGAGAUAGAAGUGAAACUUAAAACCAAACAAACUGAAAUGGAAAAUAAGUUUUACACAAAGGGUAGUGAAAUUGAAAUGAAUCUUGAUACAAAAGCUAUUGAAAUUGAAAAGAACUUUGUCACGAAAAGUGACGAAAUUGAAAAGAAGUUCGACGCAAAAGAUAUUGAAAUUGAAAAGAAGUAUGACACGAAAGCGUCUGAAAUUGAAAAGAGUUUUGACAUAAAAAGUGUCGAAACUGAAAAGAAAUUUGACACGAAAGGUAAAGAAAUUGAAAAGAUGUUUGACGCCAAAGCUACUGAAAUUGAAAUGAAACUUUGUACCAAGACAACAAGAUUAGAAAAUGAGCUUGAGCAAAAAGCAAACGACAUUGAAAAUAAACUCUGUACUAAAGAAUCCGAAGUUGCUGAAAAGUUUGAAAAACAAGGCACAAAGGUGCUUAAAAGUAUAGACAAGAAAGAAACAGAAAUGGAAAAGAAUCUGGAAGAAAAAGAAGCUCAAAUAGAAAGAAAAUUUGACUAUAAAAUGAGGGAAGUUGAAAAUAGUCUUGAUAAGAAAGGAACUGAACUGAAGCAAAGGCAAAUAGAGAUAUCUGCAGAUAUGAAGAAUAUUAUAACUGUGGAAACAAUAUAUAAACGUAACAGAGAGGAAAAUAAAGCGCCGCGCAAAGAAACUGACAAGAACUUGCAGAAGGCAUAUAUGUACAGAGAAAAGAAAAAAGACUUUCAGAGAGAGAUGAUUCAACUGUAUAAAGAUUAUGUUGUGAAAGUAUCUGCGCUACCAAUACAACCGGAACGGAGAAUGACAACUAUCAACGAGGUAUAUGUUGAUCCAUGGCUAACUGUAAAAAAACAUAAGUCUUCAAAGGAGGAAACGGAAGUUACAAUUUCAAUGCCUGAAAUAUUCCGACAAGAAUGUAGGAGGAAAAAUAACAUAUACGUAGUAGGAGAAGCCGGGUCGGGAAAAAGCUGCUUCUGUAAGUGUCUAGUACAUAGCUGGUGCCUUGCACACUCUACUCAUAAAACGAAAUUAAAAGAUGAGCUAGCUAUAAUAGAAGAAAUGAAAAACUUUGAAUUCUUGUUUUACAUUACCUUGAGACAUAACACUGACUGCGACAGUGUUCACACGAUGUUGAGCAAACAGUAUAGCCACCACAUUCUUGAUACCGUCCUUUCAAACGAACCGGAAAACUGCCUCAUCAUACUAGACGGUUUAGAUGAAUGGUCGCAAGAGAAGCAAGUCUCACAAUUUCAGACUAAAGGACUGCCUACACGAGAUCUACGUAAGGGGUACACAGUAUUAACAACGUCUAGACCAUGGAAAUUUCACUCGCUGAAUAUACAUGAAAGAGAAAUACAUUUGAAAGUUGAUCUUAAAGGUAUACAUCCGGAUUCUAUCAAAAUAAUGACCAAAAAAUCGAUUAAAAUUUUGAACGCUUUUACAAGGAAGGAUAAAAGUGAAAUAGAUUUUGAAGAACGAUUAAAGAAAUGUUCUGUUUCCAGUAUAACCCAUAUACCUAUAAUUUUGCAACAGCUAAUAUGUCUUUGGUUUAAUGAUAAAUUUCAAGAAACAUCAAUGAUUGCCACGUAUACCAAUAUCCUGGAACUUAUUUUGCAAUGGACAAAAGCCAGAAGCGACGGAGACUACGAGCUUGACAGUAUUAGAAUACAGUCAAAAUCUUCGACGCAAGAGAAGGUGCCAGAGUAUUUGAACAAAUACGAAUUAUGUAAUGGCUACAGUUAUGCGAUACACCACUUAUCGCGAUUAGCUUUUGAAACUCUCUUUGGAAAGGAUAAAGAUCAGUCAUUGACGUUUAGAGAUGCAACGCUUCAGCGACAUAAUAUACCGGAUAUAUUGACUAACUUUGGUAUGAAAACAGGAAUUUUAGUUCAAGACAAGAGGAUACGUUUGAGUGAAAUAAGCAGCCCUGUCCGCUCAACAUAUUCGUUCCUCCAUAAGUCAGUGCAAGAAUACCUAGCAGCGGUACAUAUUGCAACGGAAUUCGAAGGAAUGACCGAAACUCCAUUAGCAGAAAAAUGCAAACGAUGUGCUAUGAAAUACCUUAAAACGUGUAGAACCGUCGAAGACAUUUUGGACAAAUCAAAUGUAUUUGUAAUGCUUUGUGGUUUAGAACCUUGUCUGAUCUCUCACAUAACUAUGUAUAUCUACAUCAUUGUUAAUACGGACCAACGUUUAUCGAAUUACAGGCAUUUGCAACCUGCCUUCCAUCCAGCUAGUCCGUAUAAACCAAUAGAGCUUUGGAAUGGUUGGAAAUUUUAUGAAAAAAUCCAGGAGUGUAUUGACAACUGCAUUAAAGAAUGUAAUUGCAAACCGUUUAAAUCCAGUAUUCACAUAAGAGAUAUUACUUCAAAUGACUUAUUGGUCGACAGAAACCUGUUUGGUUUAAAUGAACAGAUUGUUUGUGCAGACAAUGUCAGGUCUAUAAGCAUUAAUCUAUGCUGUUCAGAAAUGAAAGACCUUCCAACCAUUUAUCGUGUUGACUCUGACACAAUAUAUAAAGUAUUGAAACAUCUUACAGAAUUCGUAAAAUUGAAAGCAAUGGCAUGUCUUCAAACAGACCUAUUCCAAGAUGUUACAAUUAGGAAACAGCAUGAUGAAAAGGUGGCUGAAAUCUUAGUAAAAAAUUGGUCAACCCUUGAAAGUGUGGUUUUGAUAUCGCCAGGUGGAAGACUUGCCAAAUAUUUUGUGACAGUUUUUCCUAAAAUGCAUCAUAUUACUACUCUAAUUUUGGCGGAUACCUGGCUUAGUCAUAACGAUUGUUGUACUUUGAGCACCAUACUAACGGACUUUGUAAAGCUGCAGCAGCUAUCGCUCUCGGUAAAUUGUAGCAGGUGUGGUCAGCACGAAAUUGAUUUGUCAAAGCAUGUAAAGCUCCAAUAUGUUGAAAUAAAUAAUAGUUUCUUUGUAAGCAGUUUAAACACUAAUUUUCUUGAAAUAUGUUCGUUAUCAGUUAAUGUUCACAACGUCAUUCAUGUGUGUAAUGGUCUAAGAAAAGCAGAGAAACUGAAAAACAUCGCACUAGGGACCUAUGGGACUGAUUCUAUGAUAAACAGACAAAUGGUUAUGCUGUUGCCAUAUUUGACCAGUCCUAUCACUCUUUGCUUACACAACUUCACUUUUUGUACUGACACUAUCAUUGCACUUCCAUCUGAUAUGAACAAUCUUAAAGAAAUCGAACUUAUAUAUAUCGGAAUGGAUCUAAGAGUCUGGUGCAAGUUUAUAGACAGUCUUAUUGAAAUUCCACAUGCUGUACAUGUGUACACCAGCGGCAUAUUUAUUACAGAGUUAAAGAACGAAUGGAAGGCUAGAGUAAGUGCUAAUAAAGCAGCUCAUCGAUAUGUUAAAGAGAAAAUACCAUUCUACCGUAUGCCAAAAAAUUGGAGUGAGUUUUACUUUUGCUCAAAGGAAUUUUGAACUGGGCAGUUUUUUAAAAUGUUGCUGUAUGCCGACUGUAUCAUUUUAAAACACUAAAUAUUGUAUUUUGUUACUGUGCAACAGAUGUACUAAACAUUGAGGUCAAAUUCAAAAUUAGGCAUGUGUGAAGGCGUUCUUUCCAAUUAUGACGCAUUUUUAAUUGAACUGAAUCCUAUUAAUCAUCAUAACUAUUUCAUGUAAAACAAAGGACAUAAUUUUAAAUCAGUGUUAGAAAGCUUUUUCAGCUGGGAGCGUAUCCUAUUCACUGGACAACAACGGGCAACUUCUGUUUCUAUUGUAUUGUGUGUUUUGAUGAAAGUAAAAUAGUGAGUGAAAACGACAGUCUUAAUAAAGACCAACUGAAUAUUGCUUGGAAUAACAAGCUUAAUCUUAAUUAACAAAUCGUGUACUUUUGCAUUUAAAUACUUAAUACACAGCAACAUAUUAAGCUGUAAACAAGAAGAGAGAAACAGAUUUGUUAAAAAAAGAGAUAUGACAGUUUACUGUAAAAUGCAUCGAAAUAUUAAAAGGGUUUAUUGUAAAAUGCAUCGAAAUAUUAAAAGGGUUUAUUGUAAAAUGCAUCAAAAUAUUAAAAGGGUAUGGACUAAUAGUAUGUCACUCUUGAAUAACAUUUGCUGUAAAUAUGUCAGUCACUACACUCUGUUUAUGUUUAUUUCUGGUUAUGAUCAUUUAUUCCAAAUUUCAUGAUUUGAAUUUAUUGAAUCUUUGAGAAAUAAAGAAAGCCAGUGUUA